This is a messenger RNA of Lentinula edodes (shiitake mushroom), 342 nucleotides long. RefSeq lists its product as uncharacterized. The transcript has a single exon. The record is from RefSeq and is a predicted model, not a curated record. NCBI's taxonomy places the organism in Eukaryota, Fungi, Basidiomycota, Agaricomycetes, Agaricales, Omphalotaceae. The annotation marks the transcript as partial.
GAAGGAACGGAAUCCAUCCAAACGAUUUCUUGCGAUCAAUCCACUCAAGUAUGUUCAGUCAGCGUACCAGCUCCCGGCGCUGCCUUGGUCUUCCUCACAAACGAGUUGUCCGAGAUGGAGGGUGCUCCUUUGACAAUGUUUGCAACAACAACUGCGACGAAUGCAGGAAACACGGCUACUGUUGAUGCUUCAGUUUUGGCGACAUCUAAUGGGAAUAAUGGGAAAUCACCGCUGGGUAGUUCAAGUAAAGGGAGCACGAAUGGCAGUGUCGUAUUUAGAGAAUCUGUAGCGGGUUUACUUCUUAGAGCGGGAUCAAUCUUGAGAGUGGUGUUUGUAUUAUAA